UGGCCUAUACUGUGAUACUGGCCUAGUGAAGCCACACAUUACAUCAAAAUACAGGAAGUAGAAGAAAAUCUGCUUUCUUAUCUCCGGCUAUAUUAUGUUUAUUAUGGAGAAACAUCACUGAUCUGCAGCAGCACAAAGGGUAAAGUGAUGUCCUCCACUGCAGGAGAAAUGUCUCCUUCACUUCACUCUAACGUUACCUGGAGCUGGCUGACUGAGACGAGGGGAAAGGGGUCUCGCUAUUUACUGGUUUCACUCUGUGAAUUUAUGGCGAGAUCACUUUUGACAUACGCCGUUCAGCUCAAACUCAACGGCUCUGGCAUCAAAAGCAGACUGUGCUUGGCCUUCUGAUCCUGCUUAUCCUCCUCUCCAUUGCCUACUGUAUUGAAGGAACACACCAGAAGUAUGUGCGCUACAUGGAGAAGAAGACGCUGUGGUGCGCUUACUGGGUUGGCCUGGGUAUUCUGUCCUCGGUGGGUCUUGGCACCGGCCUGCACACCUUCCUCCUUUACCUGGGACCACACAUAGCAUCAGUGACCUUGGCGGCCUACGAAUGUGGCUCGGUGGAUUUCCCCGAGCCACCCUAUCCGGACCAAAUAGUCUGCCCUCAGCAGGAAGCUCCAGCACCAGGCGCUGAGCAGGUGGGCGUGGAGGCCGCUGGGGCGGACGGGUUGGUGGGGUCCGCAGCCAUCCAGGGAAGCAUCUCUCUCUGGACCAUCAUCUCCAAAGUCCGCCUGGAAGCUUGCAUGUGGGGUGCUGGUACAGCUAUAGGAGAGCUUCCUCCCUACUUCAUGGCCCGUGCCGCACGGCUGUCAGGCGCCAACCCCGACGACGAGGACUACCAGAGGUUUGAGGAGAUGCUGGAUCAGACCCAGUCCACACAGGAUGUUGCCACUCGAGCACAGGCAGCAGUGAAGAAACUCAUCCAGAGGGUUGGAUUCUUUGGGAUUUUAGCCUGUGCUUCUAUUCCAAAUCCCUUGUUUGACCUUGCAGGAAUAACUUGUGGACAUUUUUUGGUCCCCUUCUGGACUUUUUUCGGCGCAACGCUCAUCGGGAAAGCUGUCAUCAAAAUGCACAUUCAGAAAGUGUUUGUGAUCGUCACCUUCAGCAGGCACAUAGUGGAGCAGAUGGUCUCCCUCAUCGGAGCUGUUCCACUGCUGGGUGCGGCACUGCAGAAGCCCUUCAGGGAGUACUUGGAGGCCCAGAAGGCCAAGCUGCACCAUCGCACUGGAGAGGGGAUCCCAACUGAGGAGAGCUGGCUGUCGUGGCUCUUUGAGAAGGUUGUGGUCAUCAUGGUAUGCUUCUUUGUCUGCUCCAUUGUCAACUCCAUGGCCCAGAGCUACACCAAGCGCAAGCAGCAGGAGAAGGACUCAGAGGGCAAGACCGAGUGAAGGCCGGCAAUAGCGACCACGGCGAACCAUCCACUUCAGAAGCUCCCACCACUCCUUUGCUCCUUUCUGCUCUCCCUACUGGCUGAUGUCCUCACCAUUAUCUGAAGCCAAAUAUCAGCCCCCAUCUGGUUUCUCUCUUGUUAUUGUAGCAACAUGUUAAUGUCGAACUUGGACUUCCAUUCACUUGCUUUUGAAGCCUUUGCAUUUGGUAGUGAUUUCCGCGAUAGUUGUCUGUAAGGUAGGUGCUCGUUGGGGUGCGUGUGAGUAAGCUGUUGUGUUAAAGCGUCCACGUCUGUUCUUUUUAGCAGCUCCUGAGCACGUGGGAAGAAGCUACUGGCAAUAAUUCUCCUCAGUGAGGCCUUAAGUUGCCAUGUUUAUGCCACUAGAAGAACCUUAAAGUCUUAAAUGCCCAUAGAGUCACGAACUGACUUUAUUUGAAUAAGCUAGGAUUCUUACUUUUGAUUGUGUGGUGAGUUAUUAAUUCAAUAAUCUAUUUAUUUGUUAUCUAUCUAUAUUUGCUGGUUUAUUUAUAAGACAUUCUGUAUUUAUUCCUGUGUUGUAGAGUUGCUGUGCAGUAUUGGCUGUGGCUAGAUAAGACAUGAAAAUGGAUUUUAAAUAACUGUGUCCACUUCAACUGAGCCAUCUCAUUUGUACAUGUUGUAGAGCUCAAAGUCAGUUGUUAAUGAAUGUGUCACGCUGUUCAUGGUGCUUUAGACGACUUCUUUUGUGCGUGCAGUAAAGCUCGACUUGGUACUUUAGAAUGAGAAAUGAUAAACCGGCCAUGAAUCACCCUGCUGGUCCCUUUGUCUGCCCUUAUUGUUCUGCUUCCAGGAAGAGAGCACAUGAGUCAGCCGGGGGCUACUUUACCAGAUGCAGCCAUAUAUUGAAUCAGAUCUACGUCUUUGCAUGUGACACGGAGAGCGAGACGGAGAUAGUAGGUUGGCGUUUGCGUGGCUGCCACAUUUGUUGCUCUCCCUUUUAUCUUUUAUGGAUUAAAGCAGAUUGUGCUCCACUAAUAGACUAGGAGUCUGCCCGGAAGUCUUAGCAUAGCAGAUAGUAGCUGUUACCUUUAACUUGGAGACAGUCUGUGUCAGGGUAAGGGUUUUUCUUUGUCUUCUCUUGUCCAAAGCUCUUAUGGACAAGUGAAGACUUUUUAUUUUUACCCCAGAUGAGGACAGCAAGCUCAUGUUUGACAUUACAUGAGCAGCUCCUAGAACGAGACUCUGCAUUUCAUAAGAUCAGUGAUCUUUUCUUUUUUUUUAUGUGUGCCUUUGUUUGCUCAUUGGAUAACGUCAGCUGCCUCUCAAUAUAUGCCGUACCUUCUCUUUUUUUCUUCUCUUUUUUUUUCUUCGUAAUUGCCAGUGAAAUGUGCUAUUUUCUUCUCCCUCUCUGUACCGCUGCUGUGCUACGCUGGACUGAGCACAGUGGGCGCUAGAGCAGGCGCAAGCAGGAGGGAGAGAGAAAAAAAACCCUCAAGCGCACAGUGAAAAGCGUCUGUGCCGUUACCUCAGCUGAACCUCCGAAUGAACUCGUUGCACUGCCCCAGUCACGGAGCCAGGAGACGAAUCACUCGAGUAGAUUCAAAACAGAGGGGUACUGUUGAGUGGGCUGAACCCUGCGCUCUGCACCAGCUCUAGUCAGAACACUCACAUCUCCUCUGUUCUCCUGUCAUGGUAAGUCGGAUUAGCAUUCUUUAUUUUUCUUUCUUUUUUUUUUCUUUCUUUCUUUUGGUCAUUGUUGUCGUGUCUGUACAUGCGUUCGUCUCAGGCAUGUCCGUCACUCUCUCGGCCUGUCAGAUAGCUUAUCAGACUGGUGUUGGCUGUUAAGAUUGCAAGGCGACAACAGUCUGUAGGCUGUCUGACAUUUCGGGCUCUUUCAUCUGACCAGCAUCCUGUUUUGUCCUCUUUCUGUUAUUGCCAUUGUCUCAAUUAGCAUCGGUUCCCAUUCAGAGAUGUGUGCUGCGAUGUCACUUCCCUUUAUCCCAACUGCUUGUGAAACGUCAGAGACAUGGGUCUAUUGUUUAUUUCCUCCAUGCUGACGUCUGGGAGGGUUUUUAUGUGGUUUUUCAUGUGGGGAACUGUGUUUUCGCAUGUUUGCAAAUGCAGAUGUAGAGAUGUCAUUAGUGUACUUCUGUAUGUGCGUAUGUGUGUUUUGAGUUUGCUCCGUCCUCUUGAAUUUCCAGAGAAUCCAGACAGUACACACCUUAUUGCAACACAUCACAUUGUGACACCCAGUCCUAGGUAUGGUACACGCAGUGCUUACCCAGCUUUCCCCUUCCCUUUUACACUUCCCUCUUCUCUUUUUUUACUGAGAACUUUCUUUUGUUGCUCAAUACACACUUUCUUUUGUAGGAGGCUGCAUUUUAUUGGAGUUCUCCUGAGGGGGUGUUUUUCUAAGUCAGUUUCUAUGGGCCACAAAUUGGUAAUUAUACAAAGCUGAAAAUCAUUGCUUGACCAGUGGACACUUUUGCCGCAAAGCCUUAGUUUUAUUUUAGAUUUUUUUUCUAUAACAGAGCAAAAGGAUAAAACUUUUCCUGGUCAUAAAAGCAAAAUCAUUGGAUAACACUGGAAUGGCUCGCUGGCUCGGAGAGUGUUGUUCUUGGCAGUUUCAGGAUGUCCUGUUCCAUAAGGGAGCCCCCUUUUUGGCAUGCCUGUCUGAAUGUGUGUGUGUGUGCAAGUUGGUCUAGAAAUUCUGUUUAUAUUUCUAUGAGUAAAGGCCUGUAUUUCUUGUCUAAUAGAUGUCUGUGCCUGGGUUAUUUUAAAGAUGGUUGCACUGUUUUUUUCCCUCAUCUGCUUUCACUAUAAAUAAAAGUCUGUUGAAAAGAG
Messenger RNA from Micropterus dolomieu (smallmouth bass), 4213 nucleotides. Its product is annotated as vacuole membrane protein 1-like. Bases 414 to 1388 code for a protein of 324 amino acids. Lineage: Eukaryota; Metazoa; Chordata; Actinopteri; Centrarchiformes; Centrarchidae. The transcript has 10 exons. The record is from RefSeq and is a predicted model, not a curated record.